This is a messenger RNA of Arachis duranensis, 1692 nucleotides long. RefSeq names its product probable terpene synthase 2. Gene Ontology annotation, biological process: diterpenoid biosynthetic process. The coding region runs from base 1 to 1692 and encodes 563 amino acids. Lineage: Eukaryota; Viridiplantae; Streptophyta; Magnoliopsida; Fabales; Fabaceae. Gene Ontology annotation, molecular function: magnesium ion binding; terpene synthase activity. The transcript is spliced from 7 exons. The record is from RefSeq and is a predicted model, not a curated record.
AUGACUGUUACAGCUAAUUCUGAUCAACAUGCAUCAUCUUACAUUGCACGACCAUGUGCAAAUUUUCGUCCCAACAUUUGGGGGGAUAUUUUCCUUCAAUAUCAUAAUUCACCAUUGGAUGUCGUGAAUGAAAAUAUGAGGCAACAACUUGAAACAUGUAAAGAGGAAGUGAAGAAGAUUUUUCUAUCUUCUAGCAAUAAUAUCUCACAAAAAUUAAACAUCAUUGACUCAAUGCAACGUUUGGGUAUAUCUUAUCAUUUUGAACGUGAAAUUGACCAAGCAUUAGAACAAAUCCAAAAGAUUUCCAUCAAUAAUGCACUCGACAUAGAAGAAGGUGACCUACACUCUAUUGGAUUACUCUUUAGAUUGCUUAGACAAAAAGGAUAUCACAUUUCAUCAGACAUAUUCAACAAAUUCAAGAAUAAGGAGGGAAAGUUCAAUGAAACCAUUGUGGAAGAUGUUGAAGGAUUAUGGAGUUUGUAUGAGGCAACACAAUUAAGCACUCAUGGUGAAGAUUCAAUAGAUGAAGCACAUGAUUUUGCUUACACUAACCUCAAGUCCAUGAUCACCAAAAAUAAGUUGAGCACAUAUCUUGCUAAGCAAAUUGAUCAAAGCUUAACGCUACCAAUUCACAAGGGAGUUCCAAGGAUAGAGACAAGACGUUACAUGUCCUUCUAUGAAGAGGAUCCUUCUCAUGACAGAGUCCUUCUACGUUUUGCAAAAUUAGAUUUUAAUGUUUUACAGAAAAUGCAUCAAAAAGAACUUGGAAAUAUCACAAGGUGGUGGAAAGAAUCAGAUUUUGCAACUAAGGUUCCCUAUGCUAGAGAAAGGGUGGUUGAGGCAUACCUUUGGCCAUUUUCUAUGUCUUCAGAGCCUAAAUGUAGCACUCACAGAAGGAUUGUUGGCAAAUUGAUUUCAUGUAUUUGUCUUCUUGAUGAUACUUAUGAUGCCUAUGGCACUCUUCAAGAACUUGAACUCUUCACACAGGCAAUCAAAAGAUGGAAUGCUAAUCCUAUCAAAUCUCUUCCAACAUGUUUCAAAGUGGUAUUUACCGCAAUUUUAGAAGUGGUGGAUGAAAUUGAAUCAGCAGUAGUAGAUGCGAAAAAAUCAACCCUAGUGUCGAAACAUGUUAAACAAGCGUUUCUGAAUUUGGCUGAAGCUUACUUGUUGGAAGCAAAAUGGUGCAAUGAGGAUUAUGUUCCAACUUAUGAUGAAUACAAGGUUAAUGGAGCUAUGUCUUCUUCAUUGCAACUUCACAUAGUAGCAUUUGUUGGUCUUGGUGAAUUUGCAACCAAAGAAGUCUUUGAUUGGAUAUUUAGUGAUCCAACAACAAUUAUAAAAGCUGUAUCACUUGUUGGCAGACUCAAGGAUGAUCUGGCUUCACAUAAGUUUGAGCGGGAAAGAGAUCAUCAUGUUGCUUCAGCAGUUGAAUGUUGCAUGAAGCAAUAUGGAAUUUCACAAGAAGAGACAUACAAACUCAUUCAAAAGGAAAUCAAAGAUUUUUGGAAGGAUAUAAAUGAAGUGUGCCUCAAUCCAAAUAAUCAUAUUCCAAAGGCAGUGCUUGAGUGUGUUGUUAAUUUGGGACGUAUAUCUGAGUUCACAUAUGCAAACUUUCAAGAUAGAUUCACAAACGGAGAAUUUAUGAAAGAAUGCGUUUCUGAACUACUUUUAGAUCCCAUCGCUAUUUACUAG